This is a messenger RNA of Cyclocybe aegerita, 1131 nucleotides long. The record is from the annotation of a GenBank genome assembly. Lineage: Eukaryota; Fungi; Basidiomycota; Agaricomycetes; Agaricales; Hemipholiotaceae.
AUGAAUAGCUGCAAGGACUACUCCAAACUACCUGUGGAAGAAGGUGGGCUCUCACCGGGCGAAAAGUUCUGGCGAAAACACUACGAAUGGCUCCAAAGCAAAGGCUACCAACUACGCCCUCGCUUUUCUCCAGAUUGGGUUCCUUCCUGGGUGUCGACGAAGAAGUAUUAUAUGUUCUGCGAGGACGGUCCUGCAUUGAUGCCCGGUCAGGUCAUCGACGCUAUCUACACCCCAGACGGUUCUUCUGUUGCCCUGAAGAGAACAGAUAAAUCAUACCAUCCCUACGAGGAAGAAAUCUUCCGAUAUCUAUCUUCUGAGCCACUCUCUUCUGACCCGCGCAACCACUGCGCCCCUCUAUUGGAUGUGCUAUACCCUCCCGAGGAUUCGAGAAACAUUAUCCUAGUUAUGCCAAUGCUGCGACGCUUCGAUUCCCCUCCCUUUGAUACCUUUGGCGAAGCCCUGGAAUGUUUUCGACAGCUAUUUGAGGGCCUACAAUUUAUGCACGAACACCAUGUAGCUCACCGUGAUAUAAAUGGGAAUAAUUUCAUGAUGCAUGGUGUUCAUCUCUUCCCCGAAAAGUAUCACUUCGUACAUGAUGUCCUCAAACCUGACCUGAGCGGGCGAGCUCCUCAUCUUACAAGAAGUGAACGGCCCACGAAGUACUAUAUCACGGAUUUUGGGAUAUCGAGUCGGUAUGAGUCCGACUCUCGGACAUCUGCUCUAGAACCUGUCAUCAUCGGGGGUGAUAAAUCCGUGCCAGAAUUCAAGGACAUCACAAUUCCUCAGAAUCCUUUCCGUACCGACGUCUACUACGCUGGCAACGUCAUAAGACAACACUUCAUCGAGGGCCACUCGAAACUUACCUGGAUACGGGGAUACUACGGGUUCGACUUCCUCAAACCUCUGAUCAACGAUAUGGUACAAGAAGACCCUGCGAAACGUCCGACUAUGGACGAGGUAGUGAAGCGUUUCGACGCCAUUGUGAAAGGACUCAGUGGAUGGAAACUCCGUUCGCGUGUUGUACCACGUCGCGGGAAUGUGAUCACCGAUGUUGGCCGGAGCAUCGCCCAUUGGCGAAGGAAGGUGCAAUUCAUACUUAAAGGGACCCCAGCAAUACCACGACCUUCUUAG